CUAAAGGCUGUCGAGAACUUCAUGGCGGGAAGCGAUUCACAGAAGCCUCUCCUAACUUUGAUUCGCGAUUUCACCUCAGAAAAAUCUCAAGGAGAGCGAAGAAUUGUGAAUCAGAAGAAACGAAUCGAAGAACUAAGAUCUGAGCUGGAUGCAGCAAACGCGGAGCUGGUAGAGGCGAAGCGUGACAGAGAGAACACGGAUCAAGAGCUCAAAGGCCAUGAAGUAGAACUAUCCAUGAACGAGGCUUCGCUUCAAGCGUUAGAGUCGAGGAAUGCUCUCGUUAACUCUGAUGUAUCAGCACUUGGUGGAAAAUUGGCGGAACUCAAGAGUGAAGAGAACUCCCUGUGGGAUGGUUUUAUUGCAAGAAUGCUUGAGCUAAAUGCAGCGAUAAGGAAAUUUCAAGAGUUUAUAGUUUCCUCUUCUAAUGUGGAUAAAUCUGCUCAGGCUACUCCUACCGGAGAAGCAGGACCCUUAAUCACACACAAGCAAGAUGGCGAACAAGCCAGAUUGGCUCUUAAGAAUGAACUUGCGCAAAUGGUGUUGCAUACUGACCAGGAGGAACAACAGUACAAAACUGAAAAAGAGAUUUGCAGCAUGCUCCAAGAAGAGCUUAGUAAUUUGAAAAGAAAAGCAAUGCUUCUGGAGUCAGUUAUGAAAGAAAGCAUGGAGCUGCAGGAGUUGAGCAAGCAGACUUCAGAACUGGAAGAAAACUGUGCUGCUUUUGGGGAUGAGCUACAAAAGAGAUUUUUAUGCCCACGAUGUAAUGAAGAUAAUUCAGCGGAACUUGGUGCAAUUAUUCAGCCCAGUGAGGAAACAUAACAUCUUGUAAGUACUUUGAAACUUCACAAACUUAGUUUUCUUAAUAUACUCCAGUUAUGUAAUUGCAAAGAGUCAAAUCAAUUGCGUGAGGGCAUAGACACCUAAAAUUAUAUGGAAUAAUGUAAAUUGCACUGUUGAUGAUCAGUAUUCUUGCAUGCA
Messenger RNA from Salvia splendens (bonfire salvia), 978 nucleotides. Its product is annotated as protein NETWORKED 1D. Bases 22 to 819 code for a protein of 265 amino acids. The record is from RefSeq and is a predicted model, not a curated record. The transcript is spliced from 9 exons. NCBI's taxonomy places the organism in Eukaryota, Viridiplantae, Streptophyta, Magnoliopsida, Lamiales, Lamiaceae.